Messenger RNA from Eutrema salsugineum, 554 nucleotides. RefSeq names its product mitochondrial import inner membrane translocase subunit TIM13. NCBI's taxonomy places the organism in Eukaryota, Viridiplantae, Streptophyta, Magnoliopsida, Brassicales, Brassicaceae. The transcript has 2 exons. The coding region runs from base 118 to 375 and encodes 85 amino acids. Gene Ontology annotation, biological process: protein insertion into mitochondrial inner membrane. Gene Ontology annotation, cellular component: mitochondrial inner membrane. The record is from RefSeq and is a predicted model, not a curated record.
GUUAAAGCCGAAACCCUAGAUACCGAAAAGAAAAUAAAUCCUGAAAAUUCCCCCAAUUUCUAUCAUCCCCCGUUCCUACUUCUCGUCGUCGGUCUAAAUCACUUCCGUGAAAAUAAAAUGGACUACUCAUCUCCGCCGCCGCCAAUGGGUGGUAAAUCGCCGGAGGCAGUGAUGGAACAGAUGCAGACGCAGCUCGCUCAAGCUUAUGCGGAGGAGUUCAUCGAGACACUGAGAGUUAAAUGUUUCGACAAAUGCAUAACAAAGCCAGGAUCAAGCCUUAGUGGAGGUGAGAGUAGCUGCAUCUCUAGAUGUGUUGAUCGUUACAUGGAGGCUACUGGAAUCAUCAGCCGAGCUCUUUUCCAACAACAACGUUGAUGCACAGAUUACUUGCUCAACUUUCCGAGUCGAUUUCUUUAUUGAAAAAAGCUAUUUACUUGUUGAAAUCUUUGGCCAUCCUCAGGUUUGGUUUUUGAUUUUGAAGAAUUAUAUUAAACUUAUAAGAGUGUUUGAACAAUCUACGCUUAUAAUCUGAUUGUCAUGCCUUUAAAUUUUUA